AUGUCUCGAGAGUGCAAAGUGAGGCCUUCACAGGGUUAUGGGGUCAGACGUUAUAAUUGUGGCCGUUUGAAACACAGAUCUGUUACAUGUCGAUUUUCAACAAGGUUUGGUGAUAGGCCUAAUGUGAAAAAUGUCGGUGCUGCUGUGGUUGAUUUAGGUGGUGAUGCAGAACAGGAAAGUGAAAUUAGUGCAGUAUGUUUAGUGCAACCCAAGUUCACAACCAAGGCUGAUAUUGAAUCUUGUAUUGAUGGUGGCAAGCUUUUGUUGGCUGGCGGAAAGAGAAUACCACUAGUCCAUAAUGCCUGUUUCCAACAAUCUGUUAAAUCUAAAACCAAAAUGCCUGUGGUAAAAGGAAGGAUUGGAGAAAAAGUGGUUACCACAUUGAUGGACACUGGCUGUGGUGUGGUAGUAAAAAGAGACUUUGUUAGUGACAACCAGUACACUGGAAAGUUUUGUUGUAUGCUCAUGAUAGAUAAUACUGCACGUACUGUACCUAUAGCUAAGCUUUAUGUAGACACCCCGUAUUUCACUGGUGAGGUGGAGGCACAGUGUUUGCCUGAUGUUAUUUAUGAUCUAGUCAUUGGUAAUGUUGAAGGAGCCAGGGCACCAGAUGAUCCUGACCCACAAUGGCAAGAAAUGUGUGCAGUGGUUACUCGUGCUAUGGCUAAGAAAGGUAACAAAAUAGUCCCUCUGUGUGUACCAGAUGGGGGUAAGUCAUUAGAUGUAAAUAAGGCUCAGCUAGUAAAAUUGCAGCAUGACGAUCCAUCUCUCAGUAAAUAUUGGUCCUUGAAGGAACCUAAGUUUAAAGGUAACCAGGAAGUUAUGUUUCUGGAGAAAGGCGGUAUACUAUACAGACAGUUUACUCAUCCUCAUGUGAAUCAGGGUAGGUCUGUUAAGCAGAUGGUUGUACCUAUGCCAUUGCGUAACCAGGUCAUGAUAGUGGCGCAUGAUUCGAUAACGGGAGGGCAUAUGGGCGUAAAGAAAACUAGUGAUAGAGUCCUGAGCAAUUUCUACUGGCCAGGAAUACAUGGUGACAUAACAAGAUUCUGUAGAUCUUGUGAUAUUUGCCAGAGAACGGUACCUAAAGGUAAAAUUGCAAAAGUCCCCCUUCAGAAGAUGCCACUGAUAGAUGUGCCGUUCAAAAGGGUUGCUAUUGAUUUAGUUGGUCCUAUUCACCCUCCUAGUGAAAAAGGUCAUAAGUACAUCUUGACAUUAGUAGACUAUGCUACUAGGUAUCCAGAGGCAAUACCCCUGAAACAUAUCAGUACAGAUGAUAUAGCUGAAGCACUGUACAGUCGCCUAGGUAUACUAGAGGAGAUUUUACAUGACAUGGGAACUCAGUUCGUGUCAGAGUGUAUGUGUGAAGUUUCUCGUCUGUUGAGUAUUAGACAACUGUCAACCACCCCUUAUCAUCCAAUGUGUAAUGGGCUGGUUGAAAAGUUUAAUGGUAUGUUAAAAGCAAUGUUGAAGCGUUUGUGCAGUGAGCAGCCAAAGCAGUGGCACUGCUACAUCAAUGCAUUGCUAUUCGCCUAUAGAGAAGUGCCCCAAGAAUCAACAGGUUUUUCUCCCUUUGAGCUGAUGUAUGGGAGGAUUAUCAGAGGUCCUAUGCAUAUUUUGAAGCAACUCUGGACAACAGAGACUGAGGAACCAGAAAUUAGAAACAGUUAUCAGUAUGUGUUUGAGUUAAGAGAGCGCUUGGACGAAACACUGAAAAUUGCACAGGUAGAGAUGCAGAAAUCCCAGCAACGGUACAAGCACUACUAUGAUAGGAAGGUGAAAGUCAGAAGGUUUCAACCUGGACAAAUGGUUCUUAUUCUACUACCAACUGAUAGUAACAAGUUAUUAAUGCAGUGGAAGGGGCCGUAUGAAAUUGAUAGUGUGAUUGGUGUAAAUGACUAUAGAGUAAAUGUACGUGGAAAGUACAAAACAUAUCAUGCUAACUUGCUGAAGAAGUAUAUUCAACGAAAUGAGCAGAGUAGUGAAGCUGAUGACAAUCUGCCUGUCUUGGGCAUUGCUAGUGCAGCUGUCAUAGAGUAUGAAGAGUCUUUAGAUGAAGACGCUGUACAGGAUGAUGACUUGUUGGUGCUGAAUUCUUGCAUGUCAAAGGAGUCAGUAGCUGACGUGAAAUAUGGCAGGAACCUGACUCAUGAUCAGGAGCAAUCAGUUCGCUGUCUAGUGCACGAGUAUAAGCACAUAUUUACAGACCUACCUGGCACUACCAACCUUAUCCAGCAUCGUAUUCAACUGAGAACCGAUGAACCUAUAAGAUCGAGGCCUUACCCGGUGCCAUAUAGUGUACAAGAGUCUUUGAAAGAGGACAUUCAAAGUAUGUUGAAGAUGGGAGUUAUAAGAGAAACCGAAUCCCCAUAUGCAUCACCUGUCGUGAUAGUACGCAAAAAAGAUGGAUCGAAUCGUAUAUGUAUUGACUACCGAAAGCUAAACAAGGUAACAGUGUUUGAUCCAGAGCCAAUGGUGACGGCAGAUGAUAGUCCCAAGAUCUCA
This is a messenger RNA of Saccoglossus kowalevskii, 2502 nucleotides long. RefSeq lists its product as uncharacterized. Lineage: Eukaryota; Metazoa; Hemichordata; Enteropneusta; Harrimaniidae. The record is from RefSeq and is a predicted model, not a curated record.